Messenger RNA from Trichomycterus rosablanca, 885 nucleotides. It is a transcript of the gene mplkip, whose product is annotated as M-phase specific PLK1 interacting protein. The transcript is spliced from 2 exons. Gene Ontology annotation, cellular component: midbody; centrosome; nucleus. The record is from RefSeq and is a predicted model, not a curated record. The coding region runs from base 132 to 644 and encodes 170 amino acids. Lineage: Eukaryota; Metazoa; Chordata; Actinopteri; Siluriformes; Trichomycteridae.
CAUUUUUUUGUUGGGAAACAAAGCAAACAAAACAGAAAUUUGCUUAUUUAAUAGUAUAAUAACGCUGUUUGUGUUUUUAUUUAUUUAAAAUCAGCUUCUUAUCUUAACAAACUGCUUUAUUAAGAUCUGGAAUGCAGAGAGGGAACUUCAGAACCCCUCAGAACGGAACGGCUCAGAGAGCUGGAGGAUUUCGGAGUCCUCCCCCGGGCAUGGACCGGCCUGGGUGCAGGUUUCCCUCCCCGCCCUGGGCGCGUCCUAACGCGGGGUACGGACCCAGGUUUAGUCCGUAUGGUGGCGGAUCGCCCGACACUCCACCCCGAGAUUUUAGCGUCAAUAGGGGCGGUAAAUACAACAACAGAUCCCCGCUAAACACACCGCGCAGAUCCAACUGUAGUCCGGCUUACAGAACCUCUCCGUAUCAGAGUCCCGGACAGUCCGGAGCCUACCAGGGUUCUCCGCGGACGUCCACGCCGUAUGGGAGGGAGAGAGGGGCUAAUGAAAUGGAUAAGUAUUACAAAGCGUCCAUGCUUCAAGAUCCAUGGGCGAACCUGAAGCCCGUUUCAGUCACAGAUACGCAGUCCAAAUGCAGCACCCAGCAGGCUACACAUACAGGCAGGCCAGGCAGGUACUACAACCAGAACUGAAAGCAAAAUUAGCUUUUAUACAGUCAUCAGAACUUUUAUUUUGUCAGCUGACUGCACUCGAUCGGUAUCGGGACAAACAAUCAGACCUGGACUUUUACAGUACUGAUAAUUCAUAAUGCUGCCUGUUUACAGCAUUUACUUUUAUUUUAUACCACUUUUUGUACACUGGAAUUUUCUGUUGUACAUUUUAUUUGAUAUAAAUUCUUAGUUCCAGACCCAUUUACGGUUCUGUAAGUGUGAA